GGUGAAAAUUUGGUUCGAGAAAAAGCCGAAAGCUGAGGCCACGGAUUUGUUGGCACUUUUCUCCUGUGUUUCAUACUCGCGUGUUUUUAUAAAGGCACAUUUUCCGGACCGAGUGAAUUCCAAGUUUCCGUCAACCGUCGCCGGGUAUCCAACGGAAGAAGUCGCCACUACUUCUGACCGCCCCCAUCCCCGUACGAAGUCGUCGUAUUUUUCCGUGUUCCGGUUCCGAGUCAAACACCGCAAGUAGUAAAAGACGAACGUUCAUCGCGCGCAUACGUAACGCCCCUCCCUACGCCCUUAGCCUGCACUAGCCUCCGUUUGUUCCUUGGACCGGCGUACAAGGACGAAAUUCUUACCCGUUUUAGCGCGCGUCUCGGUGGCCCCCAGCUGGCCGCCCCGAUUACUUUCGUGACUUCCCGGGUAUGAGCAAAGCCGUCAAAAUAGAACCAUCAAGCGAAAGCAGCCGGGAACUGCCGCCCGGUACAUUCAAGCUCUUCAUCGGCAAUGUCGACGAGAAGACGCAGCCGUCCGAAUUGCGGCCACUGUUCGAAAAAUACGGUACGGUCGUCGAGUGCGAUGUGGUGAAGAAUUUCGGCUUCGUCCACAUGGAAAACGAAGAUCAGGGCCGCGAGGCGAUACAACAUCUGAACGGGUACGUGAUUGGCGGUCAACCGAUUAAGGUAGAGGCGGCCAGAAGCCGCCGGGCACCGAACGCUAACACGACGAAAAUUUUCGUCGGUAAUCUUACGGACAAAACGCGCGCACCGCAAGUACGCGAACUGUUUCAAAAGUUCGGUGCCGUCGUCGAGUGCGAUAUCGUGCGGAACUAUGGCUUCGUCCAUCUCGAUCCGACCGGUGACGUGAACGAUGCGAUCCGGGAACUGAACGGCAUGAUGGUGGACGGCCAACCGAUGAAGGUGCAGGUGUCCACCAGCCGUGUCCGGCCGAAGCCGGGUAUGGGCGAUCCGGAACAGUGCUACCGGUGCGGUCGUGCCGGCCAUUGGUCGAAGGAGUGUCCGCGUCUGAUCUGGGCCGAACGUGGCUUCCGCGAACGCAGCAUGUAUGCCCGGGAUCCGUAUCCGCCGCCGCCACCGCCGCCAUUCCUUCGCGAUCGUAUUAUGGACGGAUUUAGGGACACCUUCGAUUACUAUGACCGCUACGAAGAUCCGCGCGACCUAUUCGAACGGCGGUACGGUAUCCGGGGACGUGAUUUUCCCCCCAUAAGGCGCGAACCAAUGCCACCGAUACCGCCACUGAUGAGGCGUAGCGUAACCGAGAGCAGUCGCAGUAGCAGCAGCUACGAAGCCAUCUUUAGCCGGCGAACGCCACCACCGACCAGCCGGAACGGAAGUAGCAGCAUUAGCCGGUUCGGUGUGUAUGAAGACUUUAGCCGCGAUUCGUUCGAUGAUAGGCGCGGUCUGCGUGGACCAUCGCCUACCCAUCGGUACGCACCGUACUGAGACGGAUUGUAUUAGAUCCCCCUCCAUUACACUAAGCCUGGGUUCUAAAAAUGUUGGUGGAGCGAGAGUGACACAGCACUACCACCGCCCAUCCGCCCAUGCUCACAUUUUGAUGGAAUUUAGAUGUUAAUCUAAGAAACAACUACUAUCACAACGCCGGAAUGGAUUUGUAUCGGACAACGGGAUGGGGGAGAGCGGGAGAAGGAUGGUGUGUGGGUUGAGAGAACCAUAUCGCAAGGCUAGUACUUCCCCAUGCCGGCUCCAGACAGCUGCAAGGUUGUACUUACAGCUCCUUAAACCCAUAAAAAGAGACAACAGGAGAGGAGAGUAGCGCGGGAAAAGUUUUCCCGUGGAUUGCGCAUCAAGAGCGCACGAGAUUCAAACGAAAAGAAGGCAGUAUAGGCUUCUCUAAUGAAGAUAUGUCGUAGGCUAUAUAACAAAUUCUCAUAACCAUAAACAUGCAUUUUUCGUUCACGACUUUGCUUAUUAGUUAAACGUUAAGUAUGUAGUGUCGAUAAUAAUUAUUUGCGUAGGUCAUAUUUUAUUUUAAACCAUUCUACGCUCAUUUUAUAUCCUUUUUGCAUAUUUUUUCAUUGCGCGAGGACAUUGUUUCGUUCUGAUAUCUUAUCUCCGACGGAUAAUGUGUUAAUAGAAUAUCUGGAUGAUAUUUCACGAAGCGAGUGAUUAGUUAUUAGCGGUGAAUGAUUUUUUGUGCUUUUUUGGUUGUCUGUGUAUUUUUAAUUUCAAAAGCCGAUUCUACAAAACGAAGGGAAAACGUGCAUGUUCAGUGAAUGAUAGAAUGGUAAAGAAUACUAGAACUAAGCUGAAUUGGGCCACGGCGGAAAUAAUACUGUGUAAUAGUUAUCAUAAGCUUACAGAAGAUAAUAAACAACAGUUUUAAACACCUGAA
Molecule: messenger RNA, 2370 nt
Organism: Anopheles funestus (African malaria mosquito)
Lineage: Eukaryota; Metazoa; Arthropoda; Insecta; Diptera; Culicidae
Gene: lark
Product: RNA-binding protein lark
Exons: 3
Coding region: 423-1460 (345 amino acids)
Cellular component (GO): cytosol
Molecular function (GO): zinc ion binding; mRNA binding
Source: RefSeq, a predicted model, not a curated record